AUGUCAAAUUGGAAAGCUGUUCUACGAGAUGGACUGGGUCUUAUUUUGCCGGAGCCAGUUAUAUGGCUAAUCGAGUUUGCAUACUCGUAUGGUCGUGCAUGUGCAAUUUCGACCACCUUAGUGGUAGUCAUCUGUUUCUAUUUUAUGAGAUGGAACCUUUUCGCUGUCAAUACUGGUCGUCGGGUGGCGAUAGAAAUGUUAACAACGCCUCUCAAACACACAACGUACAAGCGAACAGCCGACGUAGUCUAUCUCGUUCGUGAAUUGAAUCGACUGACGCGAAGUAAACCGGAACGAGAAGUUCAUGUCGUAAUAAGUGGGGGACCUGGAGCGGGAAAGUCGGAACUUGCCAGGCAAGUUGGAGAAAGAAUUUUCCAGUCAGAAAAUAAACGUAUUUUCAAUUUUGAUUUGUCGUUUGUUUCACCCCCAACAGACGUCAUUACAUUAAACGCAGAGGACUUUAACCAACUUCAGAGUACGCUAGAGGAAGCCGUUGAUAAAAUACAAGGAAAGGAACCGAAACCUAUGGGUUACGAUUGUAUUGGGAAUGAAGAAACGGUCUUUGCAAAAUUUCAUCAACUUCGAGUAGCUUUGAGAAGUCGAUCAAGCCUUUCGAGUCGCCCAGUUAUCAUAUUUGAUAACGUCAAAGCCAAAGGGCCGAUGUCUACGUUCCUAUACAAAAAACGACCGAAUGGUAAAUAUUUUUUGAACGCUGGAAGUAAGGAAUACGGUGAAAUACGAAUUAUCGUCACUACACAACGUCGACCGACAACGAUAUUUCGUUCAGUGAUGGGUUACAAAGACUUGUUUGAACCAAUGCCGACUGAUGAAGCGGUAAAAUUGUUGAAUACAAUUACCAAUAUUCAAAACGAUGACCAGAAUGCUACUUACCUUGCAAAUGCACUCGGCGGGUUGCCUAAAUCACUUGCUGAUGCCGCUAUUUAUAUUCAAAUGGAUAGCCGACACAAUGCAUCUUAUCGCUUCUAUUUGCAAGAAUUAGAAUUGAACAAAAAGCGAUAUGUAUCCAAUGUCAAUUUCUCUUGGGCUGAAGGCACAGAUCAUGGUUUAACUUACGAUUCCACCGCGUUUACUGCAUCACGAAUGCUAGUUGAGCAAUAUUUCCAGGACCCCAGUCAUGGACACUUUUACGAAGCCCUAGCCUUCUUUGUUGGAUACUGUGGCUCUCCUGUAAUCUCCUUGAAGUUUCUUGUAAAGUACGUUGGUCUGGACGGCGUUUUAAAAUUAAAAGACUACUCCGAAUUUGAAGUAAAGACUUUGGUUAGAAAGACCUCGCUGUACGACGUGACAAGUUAUCCUGAACAUAGUCUCAUUUCUACACAUCAAAUUACAAGAUAUGCGUCGUUUGAUGCCUGGAAUAAAAGAGCAGAGAACAAGAAAGAUCAAAGCGACGUGUUUGAAACUUCAAUUGCGAGGAUUUUUGAGGUUUUAAAAUCAGAGCUUACCAGUAAGCAUGACCCAUCCGUUAAUCAGAUGGUGGAAUAUACAAGUUUAAGUUUCAAAGUCGUUGAUGUGGUAAUGUCUCUUAUCACAAAGAUGCGCGAGAAACAACUGAACUUAUAUAAUGUUAUCGGAAAAGAAUUUUGUUGGGUAUUUCUCGAUUCGAUAACUGAAGCCUAUCUAUAUUGGCCUAACAACCACACUAGUCCGCCGUAG
Paramuricea clavata is the source of this 1674-nucleotide messenger RNA. The record is from the annotation of a GenBank genome assembly. Lineage: Eukaryota; Metazoa; Cnidaria; Anthozoa; Malacalcyonacea; Plexauridae.